Cyanistes caeruleus (blue tit) is the source of this 4681-nucleotide messenger RNA. NCBI's taxonomy places the organism in Eukaryota, Metazoa, Chordata, Aves, Passeriformes, Paridae. The record is from RefSeq and is a predicted model, not a curated record.
GGGAGGAGCUGUGCGGCCAGUCCGCCACCUGCAUGCUCCCCUUCGAGCUGCUGCUCUCCAACCCCCUGCAGUUCUUUCGGGUCGAGGUGGCUCUGGAGGAUAUCAAUGACCAUUCACCCGUCUUCCCCGAGGAACGAGUGACUUUUGACAUCACGGAAAAGAGCGACCUGGGUUCACGUUUCCCUCUGGAGGCAGCUCAGGACCUCGAUAUUGGCAGCAACACAGUCCAGGCAUACAGCAUUUCUCCUGAGAACGAAUACUUUAGUGUCGCUUAUAGAAGUCGGAGUGAGGAUGACAAAUAUAUUGAACUUGUUUUGGAGAAGCCACUAGACAGAGAGGAGCAGUCAGAGAUGAGUUUCAGUGUCAUUGCUGUGGAUGGUGGCUCUCCUCCCAGGACUGGGACAACUGAAGUGAAAAUUGUCAUUCUAGAUGUAAAUGACAAUCCUCCCAUAUUCACACAAGAGCGUUAUUUUGGAAAAGUCCUGGAGAACAUGCCAGAAGGGUCUGUAGUUUUAACGGUGCUGGCAAGAGAUCAGGAUGCAGGAGUUUAUGGGGAAAUUUCUUACCAACUCAGCCACGCACUGGGGCAGAGUGACUCAGCAUUUGUGAUUGAUCCCAUAACUGGUGAAAUUAAAACCACAAAACCUCUGGACUUUGAGGCAGCACAAAGUCACGAACUGAGAGUAAGUGCCACAGAUGGUGGUGGGCUCUCAGCCAUCUGCAAAGUGCUGGUGGAGGUGGUGGAUGUGAAUGACAAUGCCCCAGAGGUGGUGGUCAGCUCCUUCAGCAGUCCCCUCCCCGAGAACACAGCGCCCGGCACGGUGGUUGCCCUGUUUACGGUCAGGGACCGGGAUUCUGGGGCCAACGGGAAGAUCUCGUGUGGCCUCGAGGAUCAGCUCUUCUUCUCGCUGCGGCCAGCCUAUAAGAAUUACUAUGAGCUGGUGACAGUGAGCGCGCUGGACCGCGAGGAGACGGCUCGCUACAUCCUCAGGGUGACGGCGGCAGACGCGGGGUCGCCUCCUCUGACGAGCACGCAGACCUUCACCGUGGACAUCUCGGAUGUCAAUGACAACGCCCCCGUCUUCAACCAGACGUCGUACACCAUGUACGUGCGUGAGAACAAUGUGCCCACGGUGUUUGUUGGAGCCGUCAGCGCUGCCGACGCUGACGUGGGGCUCAAUGGCAAGGUGAGCUAUUCGCUGGCAGCGGUGCAGGCGGCAGAGGGGCCUUGGUGCUCGUGCGUGUCUGUGAACUCUGAGAACGGGCACGUGUUUGUGCUGCGGCCCCUGGACUACGAGCGCUUGAGGCAGGCGGAGGUGACGGUCAGUGCCUCUGACGCGGGCUCUCCUCCCCUCAGAGCCAACGUCAGCGUCCGCCUCGUGGUGCUGGACGAGAACGACAACGCCCCGCUCGUGCUGUACCCAGGCCAGGACAGCAGCCCAGCGUCCAGUGAGCUGGUGCCCGUGUCGGCCGAGGCGGGCUACCUCAUCACCAAAGUGGUGGCCGUGGAUGCCGACUCCGGGCAGAACUCGUGGCUCUCGUACCACCUGCUGAGGGCCAGCGAGCCAGGGCUGUUCACGGUGGGUGUCCACAGCGGGGAGGUGCGUCUGAGGAGGCCGGUGACGGAGAGAGACAGCGUGAGGCAGAAGCUCCUUGUCCUGGUCAGAGACAACGGCAAGCCGCCCCUGUCGGCCACGGCAGCUGUGAGCGCGCUCCUGCUCAAGGACUUGUCAGACGUGCGCCUCCCCGGGCACAGCAGCCCGGCGCCAGAGGAUCAGGCUGGCUCCCUCACCACCUAUUUAAUCAUUGCCCUGGUGUGUGUCUCCCUGCUCUUCCUGGUCUCCACCGCACUCUUUGUGGCUCGCAAGGUGUGCAAGAGAAAGGAGCUGAAGGCUGGCCAUGUGCUUUAUGGUGCCGACAACUUGCAGAGCGGCCUGGCCGAUGGGGCCGCUGCAGGGAGCCUGCCCCGCGCCUAUUGCUACGAGAUCAGCCUCACAACGGGCUCGGGCAACAGCGAGUUCAAAUUCCUCAAGCCCAUCCUGCCCAGCGUGCCACCACAGCACUGCGCCGUGGGCCAGGGCCCGGAGGAUGAACAGCAUUUCCCCUGUGUCCCUGUCAGCACCGAGGACACGGCACCAGACAAUCCUGGCACUCUCUCUGCAGGACACUUCAAUUCUCUUUCCUUCAACUAGCUGGGCUCUGCACUGCCAGAGGCUUCAAUGCUCAUUGGAGAAUGGGAUCCAGGCAGUGGCAUUUGGCAAUGGAUCCUUCAGAGAAAACUUGUGUUUCCAAUGCCAUAACCAAUUUCCUUCAUAUUCUAUUUCAGAAUAGAAGUUGUCAGGUUCUCCAGAAGGGAAAAGUAGAAGCAAAUUAGAGAAAGCUGGUCUCUCAUUCUGGCUGUGAUAUGCUUCAUCUCUGAUAUUGUCAUUUCUGAUAGGCUUUAAGAAGGGGAUUAGUACUCCAGCUAUUCUCCUGUAUCUCUUGCUAUCAGACCAGUCCAUGAAACUCUUACUUCUUCAUUGCUAUAACAGAAUGGCACAGUUGUGUAGACAAGUCCCACACUUGCUGCAAUAGCCCAAUGCUCUUUGCCCAGCUCAGAAAAGCGAGGUACUUCUGAAUACUCUGUCAUAAUGUUCUGUUUAACGUGGGGCUUUUUCUUUCUGGGGAUUUGGAGGUCUCUGUGUAUGUGGGCUUUGUUCUUUAUGCUUUUCUCUCAGUAUGUCUGUCUGUUCACCAUUUGUGCAUCUGCCGAUGCUUCACGAAUGCUGCCCUCUCAAAGAGUGAAUUUGUUCCAUCCAGCCAUUGCUGUGCGGCAAUUCCAGCUCCGCAGAGUAAAAGGCUGUUUUGACCCUAUGGGUACAGGGCUCUCAUCUUCUUCAAGGCAGAGAAGAGUAGGAACAUUCACAAAAUCAUCCUUUAUCUAAUAUGUAUUUCUGUUAUGUCCACCUGGAAUUGUCUUGGAAAUUCAGCACUGAAAGAUGCAUUAGGGUAGGCUAUAACAGUGGAAAAUCAUGAAAACUUAUUAAUUGUCUUUAUGAGAAUGAGAACACCACUUGUCCAUAAAAUAUAAUUUUCUGACGGUAGAAUCAAGAAGAACAUGAAAACAGGACUUUGAGUUUUCUUUGCUCAUUCUUGUUUCUGAAUUCAGAGGCUUCUCUCUGAGACUAAAAAGCUGUUCCUACUGAAGUUUCUCCAUUUGUGAUAGAGUUAUUUCCAUUCUCUUUAAGCCCUUUUUCUUCUUAUCCACUAUCUAUCACUGCGCCGUGGGCCAGGGCCUGGAGGAAGAACAGCAUUUCCCCUGUGUCCCUGUCAGCACCGAGGACACGGCACCAGACAAUCCUGGCACUCUCUCUGCAGGACACUUCAAUUCUCUUUCCUUCAACUAGCUGGGCUCUGCACUGCCAGAGGUUUCAGUACCUGUGGGACAAUGGGAUCCAGGCAGCAGCAGGUGGCAAUGGAUCCUUCAGAGUAAACUCGUGUUUCUAAAUGUCAUAAGGUAUUUCCCUUAUAUUCCAAGUCAGAAUAGAAGUUGCCUGGUUCUCCAAAAAGAGAAAAAUAGAAGCAAAUAUAAGAAAGUCGGGCUCUCACUGUGGCAGUUAUAUACUUCAUCUCUGAUUUGGCCAUUUCUGAUAGACUUGAAGAAGGGGGUUAGCACUCCAGCUAUUCUUCUGUAUCUCUUGCUGUCAGACCAGACCAUGAAACUCUUAUUCAUUGGUAUUAACACAACUGCACAAUUGUGUAGACAGAUCUCACACUUGCUGAAAUGGCCCAAAGCCCAUUGCCCUGCUCAGAAUUGCAAGAUGGUUCUGAAUUCCAUGACAUGAUGUCCUCUUAUCAUGGGUGUUUUUCUUCCUGGGGCUUUGGAUGUCUCUGUGUGAGAUGUGUGGUCCCUGUGUGUUACACUUUCUUCUCAACAUGUCUGUCUGUUUGGCCCUUGUGCAUCUGCAGAUGCUUCACUAUUGCUGCCCAGUGAAAGAGUGAAUUUGUCUCAUCCACCCAUUGCAAUGCUGGCAAUUCCAGCUCUGCAGAGUAAAAGGCUCUUUUGACACCAUGAGUGCAGGGGUCUUAAUUUCUUGAGGACAGAGAGGAGUAGGAAAAUGCAUAAGAGAAUCUUCCUUUGACCUGUGUGUGGCUUUUGUGUUCUGUCCACCAGGGAUUGUCUAGGAAAUACAGCACUAGAGUAUGUAGUCGGUUGGGUUCUUAAAUGUAGAGAGCCAUUAAAACCUGUCAAUUGUCAUUAUAUGCAUGGAAAUGCAAAAUGUGCAUGAAAUGUAAUUUUGUGGAGUUAGAAUCGAGAAGAACUUGAAAACAGGACAUUGGGGGUUUUUUCCUCAUUCUUGUUUUGAAUUCAGAGGCUUCUUGAUGUGACUAGAAAGCUGUCCCUAUAAAAGUUUCUCCAUUUGUGUUAGAGCGUUUGCAUUCUAAUUUUUCCCCUGUCUCCUUUUAUCUACUUAACUGUGCUGAGAAUUAUUUUGCUCAUUCCACCGGAGAUGGAUUGCUACCCCAGCUAUAAUAACUGGUUCUUGGAACGAUGUCUGUGAUGCAUGGAAUAUUAAUAAAGACACCCUCAAGUUCUUUUGUGCUGAAGUUAGACUCCUUAACAUUGGUAUAACUCUGAGUUCAAAAAUUGUAAAAAUAUAUAGAAUUGAAAUAAAGACUGACUACUUACGUGAAGACAGAA